AGACAAGUGAAAAACAAACAAUAAAAUUAAAAUGGCGGUUUAACCAAAUAAAUUCUACAUGAAGAUUGUUUUGCUCAUGCCUCGGGUUUUUCUUUGUUAUCGAGUAUAUUGAAACGUUAUCUAAAUAUUCUUCUUUUAUUGUAUUUUGGUUUAAGCUGAUCUUGCUAACCAAUGCUCUGAUUAAAUGAAUAUCUAAAACACCACUGUCAAUAUUUAAUUCAGUCUUUAGUCAUUUAGUAAAUAGUGACCUAAGUGAUAGUCCAACAGCAAUUUGUUAUUUCAUUAAUAACAUACAUAAACCUUGCUGUAAUCUCAAAGUAAAGUUCAAUAUAUCAUUCAAACAAUACAAUGGGUUGUGAUGGUGGUACUAUACCUCGCCGAGACGAAUUGGUUCGAUUAAAAAAGAAACCAGAACAGAAAGAUAAAGAUGCAGAGCGUUCGAACAAGUGGCGCAAUUGUGCUUUAUCCCAGCAACCACUUCAGGAGCCCAUAGUUGCAUGUGGUCUCGGUAAACUGUAUAGCAAAAGUGUAGUGUUGGAAGCAUUGUUAGAUAAAGAAUCUAAGCCAGAAUCUAUUGGUCAUAUCAAAAAUCUGAAGGAUAUCAAGGAUUUAAAGCUAACAAAGAACCCUGCUCACAAGGCAACAGAGCACACAGAUGGUGCAGUGGGGGAUGGUAGCGCCCCCUUCAUAUGCCCUAUAAGCUUGUUAGAGAUGUCUGGCAAGUUUAGAUUUGUGUUUCUGUGGAGUUGUGGCUGUGUGCUGGCAGAGCGAGCUUUGAAGGAGGUCAAACAGAAUCUAUGUCACAUGUGUCAGCAGCCAUUUACAGACAAAGAUGUUGUUGUUAUAAAUGGAAAUGAAGAGGAUAUAGUAAAGCUUCAAGAAAGAAUGGCUGAACGUGUUGCAAGCAGAAAAACUAAGAAAAUCAAAGCAGAGAAAAUAGAGAAUGUGGAAACUAAGGAAACAGAACUUUCUGUACCAUCUGGAGAUGCAUCUAAUAUAAAAGUUAAGGCUGAAGAACCAACUGCUAGCUGUAGCCAGGUUAAAAAAGAGGCAGAUACAAUACCAUUAUCUUUACCCAAAUUUAAUCCGAACAAACAACCUCGGGGAUUUUUAGGUCCAACAAAGAGAGCAUUUCCUAACGGGUUGGGUGAUCCAUCAUACAAAAAAUCAAAAAAAGAUUACAGUGUUGCUAAGGACCCUCAAAGUAGUGAAGUUUAUAAAUCCCUAUUUACAUCUCAUAAGAAUGAACAGGAGCAGCAGAGGGCUCAUUGGGUUACUUAUAAUCCAUUUUAUAAUUGAUUCUUAGAUUUUUUAUACUAAUAUGUAAAUAAUUAGAAAAUUAUUGUACUUUCAACAAGUAAUAAUUCUGUAUAGAUUGUCUGAAACAUUUUUUUGCUAUAAUUACUACAUAAUUAUUUAUUAAUUAAUUGUUUAAUGUUUUAAAUUUUGGUAAAUUGACAACUAGAGUACAAAUUUGUUGAAAUACACCAAUAAUUAUGUUUUAUAUUUCCUAUAAUUGAUAGCAAAUAAAAAACAAUUUCGAAUUUUAAAUAAUUUUAUUACUAAUUUAAUAAAUACUUAUCCAAUAUUAAUCAAAGAAGUAGACAAUGGAAUGAAACUAUUAAUAAUUGAGAUCUGCGUACAUUUGAGCAUAAUUUCAACCAGCCUUACCCAAUUACAAACUAGCAAAAAUCAAUAAUAAACAAAAUAAUUUAAUACAUAAAACUUAAACGGAAGACAAGACUGAUAAUAUUAUUUUUCAAUAUAGUUGUUGAACAUGAAAAUUAAAUCUUUUGCAUAUUCUUCUUUUACACAGUCGAGGCUUUCUUAUAUGAUCAUUAAUUUUGCAUUUUAGUUUUAAAUCAAUUAAUAAAGUUAAGUAGCAAGGAAUUUUCACACAAAAAAAGUUGGUUAGAUUUAAUACGAAAAAAAAAGAUUGAGUUUGUAAGUCUUAAGGAUUGAAUUCUCCAAUUUUGUUUUAAAUUUAGUUGUUUUAUUUAAUUAGCAGAUUUUUGUCAAGAAUCGAAUAGAUCAUCGCGUGUGAAAACGUCGAAAUCAAUCUGGAGGUUGACUGUUAGCCUCUAUUUUGAGCAAUGCACGUACACUUAUACAAAUCGUGAAAUGAGUUGAGUGUCAAGUCAGUCAUAGCAAAAUUGACCCAAUAAUUUUUACACAGAUAUAUUUUAUUAUACAUAAUAUUGUAAAUAAUAACUUUAUGAAUAUAAAACACAAAUAAUUGUUGUA
Messenger RNA from Leptidea sinapis, 2244 nucleotides. RefSeq names its product replication termination factor 2. The transcript has 4 exons. The record is from RefSeq and is a predicted model, not a curated record. NCBI's taxonomy places the organism in Eukaryota, Metazoa, Arthropoda, Insecta, Lepidoptera, Pieridae. The coding region runs from base 349 to 1299 and encodes 316 amino acids. Gene Ontology annotation, cellular component: nucleus. Gene Ontology annotation, biological process: site-specific DNA replication termination at RTS1 barrier; mitotic DNA replication termination.